AUGGUCCUAACUAAGCAGAGAUCACCUCGAAACCCGGAUGAUUUCCCGACUGUCCAGCUCUUCUUGCUAGCCAUCGUUCGUCUAGCGGAGCCCAUAGCUCUCACCUCCAUCUUCCCAUAUGCCUGGUCGCUCGUCAAGAGAUUCAAAGUCGGCAACGAACAAGAUGCCUCGUUCUACGCCGGCCUCCUCAUAUCCUCUUUCGCCCUGGCCGAGGCCCUGAUGGGCAUGUUCUGGGGUGGACUCUCGGAUAGGAUAGGGCGAAAGCCUGUCCUCAUAAUGGGUUGUCUCGGCACUAUGUUCAGUAUGAUCAUGGUUGGCUUUGCCACCAACAUCUGGAUAGCCUUGGCCGGUCGGGCCAUUGGAGGAUUUCUCAAUGGGAACAUUGGAGUCAUCCAAACCAUGGUCGCAGAACUGGUUACAAAGCCGGAGCAUGAGCCUCGUGCAUACUCUGUUAUGCCUUUCGUAUGGUCAAUUGGUACUAUCAUUGGGCCAGCAAUCGGCGGCAUGUUCGCGGAACCCCAUGAGUCUUUCCCCAACGUUUUCCCCGAAGGAAGCUUGUUUGCCAACUUCCCUUACCUUCUGCCCAAUCUCCUGUGUGCUGCUCUGUUGCUAGUCAGCAUUGUUCUGGGCUACUUCCUACUCGAGGAGACCCAUCCCGACAUGAACCCUCGUGUUAUGCUUCCCGAUGAUACCUACCAUUCGGAGGAGACUCCUCUUUUCGAAACCUCGGACGCCAUUAAGCAACCUCCUGUCGACUUGCGCUCGGAGACGUACGGAACAUUCAGAAACAGCAUCGACUUGGGCCCUGACACGGUACGUCCAAAGGAGCCCGCGAAGAACGAUUGCUUCAGUAUCUUCAACAAGCGCAUCAUGUCUCUGAUCAUUGCCUUGUCCAUCUUCACGUACCACUCGAUGACCUAUGAUCACCUGCUGCCAAUCUUCUUUGAAGAUGACAAGGCUACCAUGGGCUCUGUUUUGGGCGAGGGCCUGCUAUCAAGCUUCAACCCCUUUUACUCACCUGGUGGCUUGGGCCUCUCUAUGCAGUCGGUCGGUAUCAUCAUGGCUGUGAAUGGUGUGAUCGCACUGUUCGUUCAGGCUGUCAUCUUUCCCCUUGCAGCUGAGAAGAUUGGUGUGUACAGACUCUUCAUCGUUACUACCAUUCUUCACCCGGUAGCCUAUGUCAUCGUCCCCGCCUUGAUCCAUGUGCCUGACUCUUUGGUCUACCCGGGAAUCUACUUCUGCCUGACCAUCAGAAACAUACUGUCGAUUAUCCUGUAUCCCCUGCUUCUCAUUCUCAUCAAGGAAGCCACGCCCAGCUCGGCUGUCCUUGGCAAGGUGAAUGGAUUUGCAGCCAGCGCAGGUGCUGCCUGCCGCAUGAUUGCUCCUCCGGUCGCCGGCUACUUAUACUCGGUUGGUGCUCAAAUGGACUGCACCGCACUGGCGUGGUACGGCAGUGCCGUUGUGGCAAUGGUCGGAGCCUUUCAAUGUUUUUCCGUCAAGCGAGAUCGGCACGAGGGAAUUUCGGAGGAAUGCGGCGCUUCCAGGACCAAGGGAACAGGAUCUCAGGUUGCAAUUAUUGAAGUAGACGAGGAAUACGAGGCAGAAGACGAACAGGCAACGGCUUGA
This is a messenger RNA of Anthostomella pinea, 1626 nucleotides long. The record is from the annotation of a GenBank genome assembly. Lineage: Eukaryota; Fungi; Ascomycota; Sordariomycetes; Xylariales; Xylariaceae.